Molecule: messenger RNA, 1274 nt
Organism: Andrographis paniculata
Lineage: Eukaryota; Viridiplantae; Streptophyta; Magnoliopsida; Lamiales; Acanthaceae
Product: oligouridylate-binding protein 1-like
Exons: 12
Coding region: 69-1112 (347 amino acids)
Molecular function (GO): RNA binding
Source: RefSeq, a predicted model, not a curated record
GCUCACUGUGUAACGAUAUUUGCUAUUCUUCUUCGACGAAUCUUCACUUUUGAGAUUUCUGCAUCGUAAUGGAUCCAGAAGGGCUCGGAAUUCCUCCAUGGACUCAGGUGGCAACAGAAAGUUUUCUCCAUGGGCCCAAUCCCAGUGGGAAUUGCCGUGUCUUUGUUGGCAAUCUUCAUCCAGAUGUUACCGAAAAAAUUCUUGGGGAUUAUUUCAGUAUAGCUGGUCCCGUUCAUAGAUGCCAAAUUACUCACAACGAUCAGUUACACUACGGUCAUGUGUUCUUUUCUAAUCGACAGUCAGCUAUAAUUGCUAUUGGAGUUCUGAAUGGAAGCCGCUUUCUCCAAAGGCCCUUACUAGUCUGCUGGCCAGAACCUAGAGACUGGCGGGAGAUCAAAACAAUUGGCUACUUCUAUGUUAUUGUUCGUAAUCUUUUGCCAGGGAUUACUGUCGAUGUGCUAUUUGCAUACUUUUCUGUUUACGACAGUUGUGUUGAGGCAAAGAUCGUGGUGAAUGAGAACAAUCUGCCACUUGGCUUUGGUAUGGUUUCUUACCGCGGCCAACAGCAUGCUUAUAGGGCCGCGAAUGAGUUGAAUGGCACAACGCUUGAGGGCACACAACUUCAGUGCUCUUUGGUGGAAGAUAAUGCUGUACCAGGCAUGCAUACUCCGGUUUUCGGUUUACAACAUUUAUCCGAAACAACUUCGCUUGGACUACCAGUAUACCCAUUCCAUGUCGACAAUGAGGAACGGAUCGAUCCACAGUUCACCUAUAUAUAUGUUUCCAAUCUUGCUCCCGGCGUCACAGGAGAACUCCUGCGAAACUUCUUCGAUAAUCUUGGCUCCGGAAGAGUUGAAUUAGCCCACGUUGUACCGGGCAAGAACUACGGCUACGUAAGGUUCUGCAGUCAGUAUGAAGCAGCUGUUGCUAUUAAGGAGGGAUCCGGAAAAAUGCUUAUGGAUUCAACAGUACAGUGCACGUGGAGUAAGACGCCUACUCCGAUAGACCAGUUGGUUUUCCCUCUACUUCCACAGAUUGCGCCAAAUGCAGCAUUAAUACGAGUGCGAGCGCAUAGUCGUUUGAAGGCUCACCUUCGGGAACUUGGACAUUGAACUCGAUCGUUGAUCAUCGAGCGACUUGCAUGCGCUUAAGCCCGUUAUCGUCGUCAUUGUCGAAAACUGGUAAUGUAGUAGUGAAUGCAUUGGUGUUAGUAUGAUGAUAUUUGUUUUGUUUUGUACAUAUCUUAGCUUAGGUGUUUUCGUUUAAGGAUCUCA